UCUUUAACCUCACAAAGUGAGUCACUAGCACUACUACAGUCUUUCUUCUUCUAGCUUUCUCUCUCUGCCACACAUCACACCCAACAACACUCUCAGCAUUGCAGCAACUGCACCACUGCCCUCCUACCAGACCACCAAACACAAGCACACAUUUUUAAAUUUCAAUAAGCAAAAAAAAAUCCCAUUUUUAUAAGACCCCAACUUAAAUCUGAGUGAAAGCUUGAUUUGAUGCUAUCCCAAAAUACACACACAUGACACCCCCCUUCCCCUCCCCUCCCAGCCAAAACAUAAAGUAAAAGAAAAGAACCCCCAAAAAGAAAAAACAGCAGAGAGAGUGAUAUCUCAUACUCAUAGAGGGUAGAGAGAGAAAGAGGGUGUCUUUCUUUUUGGAGUAUUGGGUCACAGCCUCUUUUAGCAAUGCCAAAGUUACUCAACAACACCUCACGCUCUCUAAAAAUGCAUGAAGCCACUCCUUCAAAUCCUCCACACUUGCUCUCCUUCGCUCGUUAGCAUUGCAAACGCCACUCUCUUGCUAUGGGGCUCAUCGAUCUGAACACCACUGAGGAUGAUGAAACUCCAUUGUCUUCUUCUGCUUCAUCCUCUUCUUCUUCUUCUCAUCACUCGGGCAUAAGCACUUCUGCUUCCACCGUCGUUCCUCCUCCUUCCGUCUGCUUGGAGCUGUUGCACGCCUGUGCGGGCCCUUUGAUCUCUCUCCCCAAGAAAGGAACCGUUGUUGUCUACUUGCCACAGGGACACUUCGACCAUGCUCAGGAUUUUCCGGUCACUGCUUACAAUAUCCCACCCCAUGUGUUCUGUCGUGUUCUUGAUGUCAAGCUCCAUGCAGAGGAAGGGAGCGACGAAGUGUAUUGCCAAGUUUUGUUGGUUCCUGAAAGUGAGCAAGUGGAGCAAAGCUUGAGGGAAGGGGAAAUUGAUGCUGACGGGGAAGACGGGGAUACUGAAGCUAUGGUGAAGUCAACAACUCCCCAUAUGUUCUGCAAGACUCUCACGGCUUCAGACACCAGCACUCACGGUGGAUUCUCAGUGCCUCGUCGAGCAGCUGAAGAUUGCUUUCCACCCCUGGAUUAUAGUCAACAGAGACCUUCACAGGAGCUGGUGGCAAAGGAUCUUCAUGGCCUGGAAUGGAGGUUUCGACAUAUAUACAGGGGCCAGCCACGGAGGCAUUUGCUCACAACUGGGUGGAGUGCGUUUGUGAACAAAAAGAAGCUUGUUUCUGGAGAUGCUGUGUUGUUUCUUAGGGGUGACGAUGGAGUACUGAGGUUAGGAAUUCGUAGGGCAGCUCAGUUGAAAAGUGCUUGUUCCUUUGCAGUUCCCUCUGGUCAGCAAUUGAAUCCUGCAACUCUCAUGGAUGUUGUUAGUGCUUUAUCUACAAGAUGUGCAUUUAGUGUUUGCUACAAUCCAAGGGUCAGCUCUUCGGAAUUCAUCAUACCCGUUCAAAAAUUCUUGAAGAGCCUCGAUUGUUCUUAUUCAGUUGGAAUGAGGUUCAGGAUGCGUUUUGAAUCUGAAGAUGCGGCAGAGCGAAGAUUCACUGGAUUAAUUGCUGGAAUUAGUGACGUUGAUCCUGUUAGAUGGCCCGGAUCAAAAUGGAAAUGCCUACUGGUAAGGUGGGAUGACAUAGAAGCAGCUAGGCACAAUAGGCUUUCCCCAUGGGAAAUUGAGCCAUCUAGUUCUGCUUCAAGUUCCAGUAACUUGAUGGCUGCUGGUUUGAAGAGGACCAGGAUUGGAAUGACUUCAGCAAAGCUGGAAUUUCCCGCUCCCAAUGGGAUUGGAACAUCAGACUUUGGGGAAUCAUUAAGGUUCCGGAAGGUCUUGCAAGGUCAAGAAAUUAUGGGUGUUAACACUCCCUUCGAUGGUAUUAAUGCUCAGAGUCCUCGGAUAUAUGAGUUAGGGAGGUGCUAUCCUGGUUCAAACUGUUCUGGGAUUCCUGCAAUGGGAAACAUCAGAAUGCCACCUCCGGCAUCUGAUUUUUCCGGCAAUGGCAUAGGCUUUAGUGAAUCUUUCCGGUUCCAGAAGGUCUUGCAAGGUCAAGAAAUUCUUCCAAGUCAACCAUAUGGAAGAGCCUUGUCGAUCGAGGAGGCUCGAGCUAAUGGUCGUUUUGGACUUUAUGAUGGUUAUCAAAUGCUCAACUCCAGAAAUGGAUGGUCUGCUGCACAGAUGCAUGACAAUGCUCCACAUCUGCAUGCAUCUGUUACACCUUCUCAAGUGUCAUCUCCAUCAUCGGUGUUAAUGUUCCAGCAAGCAGUUAAUCCGGUUUCAAACUGUGAUUAUAGUAACAAACGCAAUAAGGAAAUGGAAGGUAGAGUCCAUUACAAAGGUGGUUUAUACACAUCUGAAGUGAAAGGUAGAACAUUUGCAUCAGCUCAGGAAAGUGCAAUUCCUUUUGGUAUGUUUGAUGUUCAUAAUCAGUUGGGAAGUUCACGGUCACACGAAUCAGUUUCGGCACUGAGAAACAGUCAAGAGUUGGUUUCCUCAUGUAAGAGUAGCUGUAGGCUGUUUGGUUUUUCACUGACUGAGGACACACAUGGUACAAAUAAAGCGGCUGAGUCCUCUACCAUCACUUGUCCAUUGAAUCCUGGACCUUCCUUUACUAGACUUGUUGAAGAUGAGUUCCAUUCUGGCGGUUGGAAGUAACUGCACCUAAGGUGUGUUGCAAUAUUAAGCUUAGAAUCAUGAUGUUUGCUAGCUACAUGACACACUUGAAUGAGAUAAGCUGAAGAAUGGGUCCAUUGUUUGCUCUGGUUAGAUGUAUGUGCUUUGCUUUGCUAAUAUGUCUUUGGAUUUCAGUAAUGAGGAAAGUUGUUAUUAUUAGCCAUAUUUGGUUAAUUUUAUCUUAAGUUGGCUAUGACCAAGUUGAAAUGCUUGUGUAUUAAUGGUUUGCGAAUAUGCACUGGCCUGUACGAGAUGCAUAAAAACUAUUGCGGUAAUCCAAUGCAUCUUUAUCCAACUCUUGGUAGAA
Molecule: messenger RNA, 2974 nt
Organism: Cajanus cajan (pigeon pea)
Lineage: Eukaryota; Viridiplantae; Streptophyta; Magnoliopsida; Fabales; Fabaceae
Product: auxin response factor 3
Biological process (GO): regulation of DNA-templated transcription; response to hormone
Cellular component (GO): nucleus
Molecular function (GO): DNA binding
Source: RefSeq, a predicted model, not a curated record